AUUUAAAUAUCAAGAGUUGUUUAUUGAACAGAGAGAGCGAGAGAUAUUUUGAUAUCACUUGCGUUGAAUACUUCUCUCGAAAGAGUUGUUGAAUAUAAAAAGAGUUGCCAGAGAAUCAGCAAGUCGCCAUUGUUUCUUGUACAGGAUGCAUUUUAUAAACGCAGUACAGUUGAUACGAAUGGUGACGAGUCCCAGUAGCAAUUCGAUGUUAGGAGCAGAAAUUGAAUUCGGAUCGGCGAUGUUUUACGUUUACGUUGGCAUCUCGUGUUUGCUAGUCAUCUUUGCCGGCAUCAUGUCCGGCCUUACCUUAGGAUUGAUGUCUCUUGGUCUCGUCGAGCUCGAAAUCCUCCAGCGCAGCGGUACUCCGGUCGAGAAAAAACAAGCAGCUGUCAUAUUUCCAGUGGUUCAGAAACAACACCAACUACUUGUAACAUUGCUUUUAUGCAAUGCAGCUUCCAUGGAGGCCCUACCAAUAUACUUGGACAAGAUUUUCCAUCAAGUUGUUGCAAUCGUGCUUUCUGUAACUUUUGUCCUACUUUUUGGAGAGGUGAUUCCACAAGCAUUAUGUACCAGAUAUGGACUUGCUAUAGGUUCUAGCUUUAUCUGGCUUGUACGUAUUUUGAUGAUAAUUUGCUAUCCAAUUGCUUACCCUAUAAGCAAGAUUCUUGAUUUGGUAUUGGGACAUAAUGAUGCUUUAUUUAGAAGAGCUCAGUUGAAAGCUCUUGUUUCCAUCCAUGGCCUAGAGGCAGGUAAAGGAGGUGAACUGACUCAUGAUGAGACCACAAUUAUCAGUGGAGCACUUGAUUUAACUGAAAAGACUGCAGAGGAGGCAAUGACACCAAUCGAGUCAACUUUUUCAUUGGACGUUAAUUCAAAGUUAGAUUGGGAAGCAAUGGGAAAGAUUCUUGCAAGAGGUCAUAGCAGAGUUCCUGUUUACUCUGGAAAUCCAAGAAAUGUUAUUGGACUUCUAUUGGUGAAAAGUCUUCUUACUGUAAGAGCAGAAACCGAGACUCCAGUAAGUGCAGUUUCCAUUAGAAGAAUUCCAAGGGUUCCAGCUGACAUGCCACUGUAUGACAUACUAAAUGAGUUCCAAAAGGGAAGUAGUCAUAUGGCAGCUGUAGUCAAAACAAAAGGAAAAAGUCAAAGACCUCCUACACUUGAAGAAGAACCAAAAAAUAGUGAGAAUGUAGCAAUUGAUGUGGAACCACGAAUUUUUGCUAAGCUAGGGGAUGUUGGAACAAAUGGACUGUCUUAUUUAACUGAGGACAUUGAAGAAGGUGAAGUCAUUGGUAUAAUCACUUUAGAAGAUGUAUUUGAGGAACUUCUUCAGGAGGAGAUUGUAGAUGAGACCGAUGAAUAUAUUGAUGUGCAUAAAAGGAUACGUGUAGCAGCAGUUGCAGCUGCUACAUAUGUAGCCCGUGCUCCCUCAUUUCGGAGAUUAUCUUCUAAUACUGGAGCCCAAAAUAAGCAAGGGCAAACUCCAAAGAAGCCGGGUGAGGGUGAUUCAAAUUCAUUAAAGUUGCAAAGAGCUCUUGUUGAGCCUUUGCUUCGAAAAGAGACAUAAAAUGGUCAAAGCCUUGUAAAAGACAGUUUUUGUGUGCAGGAGGGAUAUAUAUAUAUAUAUAUAUAUAUAUAUAUAUAUAUAUAUAUAUAUAUAUAUAUAUAUAUAUAUAUAUAUAUAUAUAUAUAUAUAUGUGUGUGUGUGUGUGUGUGUGUAUUACAUUAUAAUGAGAAAAUAUUGUUAUCUCGUCUACUCUAAUAAAUGAAAAUCUUUUUGCCAA
Lactuca sativa (garden lettuce) is the source of this 1781-nucleotide messenger RNA. Its product is annotated as DUF21 domain-containing protein At4g14240. Gene Ontology annotation, cellular component: cytoplasm. Lineage: Eukaryota; Viridiplantae; Streptophyta; Magnoliopsida; Asterales; Asteraceae. The record is from RefSeq and is a predicted model, not a curated record. Gene Ontology annotation, biological process: magnesium ion homeostasis; intracellular manganese ion homeostasis.